UUUUUUAUUAUUUCCUUUUUAUUAUUAUUAUUAUUCUUAUUUAACACUAUUAUGACACAAGGACAAUUUAUUGGCGCUAUUGAUCAAGGAACGACUUCUACAAGAUUCGUUAUUUUUGAUAAAAAUGGAAAAUUAUUAACAUAUCAUCAAAUGGAAUUUGAGCAACAUUAUCCACGUCCAGGUUGGGUUGAACAUGAUCCAUAUGAUAUUCUGGCGUCUAUAGAUACUUGUAUUGAACAUGCUGUUCAUAAACUUUCAUUAUUAGGACAUCAUCCUUCUUCUAUUCAAUGUGUAGGCAUCACAAACCAACGUGAAACAACUAUAGCGUGGGAUAGUGAAACAGGCCAACCUCUUUAUCCAGCUAUCGUUUGGAGUGAUAAUCGUACUGCUCAAACUGUACAAGAAUUAAAGAAGACCGGAUCUAUCGAUUUUCUUCGUUCUAUAUGUGGUUUACCAUUAACAACUUAUUUUUCAGCAGUGAAACUUAAAUGGAUGUUGGAUCAUGUGCCUGAAGUAAAAGUAGCAUAUGAAAAUAAUAGAUUACAAUUUGGUACAGUCGAUAGUUGGAUCAUAUAUAAUCUAACUGGCGGAAUUGAUAAAGGAGGUGUGUUUGUUACAGACGUUACAAAUGCAAGUAGAACUAUGUUAAUGGAUAUUCAUACACUUCAAUGGAGUGAAAAAGCAAUAAACUUUUUUGGCUUUCAAGGUAUUAAAUUAGCUAAAAUUGUACCCUCAUCAAGUGUAUUUGGUAAAUUAUCAAGUGGCUCAUUAAAGAAUAUACCCAUCAGUGGUUGUUUAGGGGAUCAGCAGAGUGCAUUAGUAGGGCAAAAAUGUUUUCAUGUAGGUGAUGCGAAGAAUACAUAUGGUACAGGCUGUUUCAUGCUUUUCAAUACAGGACUUCAACCUGUCCUUUCUAAUAAUGGUCUUUUAACGACAGUGGCCUAUCAAUUUGAAGGUCAAUCACCUGUUUAUGCUCUAGAAGGCUCAGUUGCUGUCGCUGGAUCCUCUAUUCAAUGGUUACGUGAUAAUCUAGGAAUCAUUCAAGAUGCAAAAGAAAUUGGUCAACUAGCUGCUAAAGUAAAAGAUACGGCAGGUGUUUAUUUUGUAACAGCCUUUAGUGGAUUAUUUGCUCCUUAUUGGAGACAUGAUGCACGAGGAACGAUCUGUGGACUUACUCAGUUUACAAAGAGAGAACAUAUUGCUCGUGCUACAUUAGAAGCUGUUUGUUAUCAAACAAGAGCUAUUUUAGAAGCUAUGAAUAAAGAUGCAGAUCAACCUUUAAGAUCACUUAAAGUAGAUGGGGGUGUUUCUAAUUCAGAUGAAUGUAUGCAAAUUCAAGCUGAUGUAUUAGAUGAUAUCGAAGUAGAACGACCAGAAAUGAGAGAGACAACCGCAUUAGGUGCUGCUAUUGCUGCCGGUUUGGCGAUGGGCAUAUGGAAGAAUAUGGAAGACGUAGUAAAAGUGAAUUCGAAUAACACGAUUAUAUUCAGGUCAAAAAUUUCAGCUCGUAGGAGAGAUAAGAUGUAUAAUGGUUGGAAAGAAGCAAUUACACGUUCUUUUGGAUGGGCCGAAGUAGUUGAUCAACACUGUGAUGACAAUGAUUAUUAACCAAUGUGUCUAUAUAACAUCACUUAACGUUAUUGAUUAAAGAAUCUCUACAUUCAAUUUUAAUCAAAAAAAAACUUUAACAUUAUUGUGUAUUUAUGCUUAAUUGAAAAAAAAAAGAAAACAUUAUUUUUUAUAUAAAAAAAUAAAUAAAUAAAAUAGUUUUG
Messenger RNA from Cokeromyces recurvatus, 1772 nucleotides. RefSeq lists its product as uncharacterized. Gene Ontology annotation, biological process: glycerol metabolic process; glycerol-3-phosphate biosynthetic process; triglyceride metabolic process. The record is from RefSeq and is a predicted model, not a curated record. Gene Ontology annotation, cellular component: mitochondrion. The transcript is spliced from 4 exons. Gene Ontology annotation, molecular function: glycerol kinase activity. The coding region runs from base 52 to 1608 and encodes 518 amino acids. NCBI's taxonomy places the organism in Eukaryota, Fungi, Mucoromycota, Mucoromycetes, Mucorales, Mucoraceae.